Symbiodinium pilosum is the source of this 467-nucleotide messenger RNA. The record is from the annotation of a GenBank genome assembly. NCBI's taxonomy places the organism in Eukaryota, Dinophyceae, Suessiales, Symbiodiniaceae.
GCCGAAGCCCUUCUGUGCAGGAACUGGAGUCACACCUGGGGCAGAGCACUGUGGUUGCAGUUGAUCCGGCUCCCGCUGCCCCUGGCCGAGACGGUGGCAGAGACAGGUUGGCCAGCACAGCCAGCGCCGCGACAGACGCUCAAACUGCAGGCAAUAGCCGUUCAGAUGGCAAGGUCAUCCGCUGCUAUGUCGCCAGCGUAGCGCCGGAUGCAGGCAGAACGAGUCUUUGGCUGCGACUCUGCGACGGCGAAGGCUUUUGCGAAGCACUUUUGCCACCGCCAACUCUGCAGCACAUGCUGGGCCAAGGUGAUAUGGAGACGUUAGCAGGCCGAGCUCGGCUUUUGCAUGGUUUGUUCCGGCUGGUGCAGCAAGGAGAGACUUUCCACAUCGAGUCCUUCAGUCGUGGUCCGACGCCACAGGAGCUGGAGCAGCAGCUAGCUCGUGCUGGUGCACCAGCAAAUGUGUGA